AUGGUUCUGGUGAUCCUCUACAUGGGAACGCGGCCAGUCAACUACCGUUUUGGGGAUAUGGUGAAUUAUAAUAAAGGAUAUGAAAUACUGCAGUCCGGCGGUACAAUGACCAUUGAAAAGGAUUACCUGUUCAAUUACUUCAUGGUGUUCUGUGCUCAGCUAUUGCCAGCCAGAUGUCUGGAGAGCAUUUUGAACCAGUCAUGCGCGAACCUGCAGAUUAUUUGUAUCAACGAUGGGUCGACAGAUCUUACCCAGCAAAUUUUGACAGAUUAUUCAUCCAGAGAUACACGGAUACAGCAUAUCACUCAGGAUAAUCAGGGAAUUUCUGCUGCAAGGAAUGCAGGUGUGAAAAUGGCAACAGGAGAUUAUAUCGCUUUCGUAGAUGCCGAUGACUGGCUGGAAUCCGAUGCUUUAGAAAAUGUACUAAAUGAUCAUCAGGAGGAC
This is a messenger RNA of Ostertagia ostertagi, 444 nucleotides long. The record is from the annotation of a GenBank genome assembly. NCBI's taxonomy places the organism in Eukaryota, Metazoa, Nematoda, Chromadorea, Rhabditida, Trichostrongylidae.